Guillardia theta CCMP2712 is the source of this 1311-nucleotide messenger RNA. RefSeq lists its product as hypothetical. The record is from RefSeq and is a predicted model, not a curated record. The transcript has 20 exons. The coding region runs from base 1 to 1311 and encodes 436 amino acids. Lineage: Eukaryota; Cryptophyceae; Pyrenomonadales; Geminigeraceae.
AUGGCGGAGGAAUCCGAAACAAACAAUCCAAAUCAGGAGAAUCCGUCUGGCAAUGCCCACAUGGAGAACGAGGAUAGACAAAAAUAUCUGCAACGUCUGGAGCGAAAGAUCCAACUGGAGUGCGAGCGAACGAAGGCGAGAGCUGAGAGGUUUGGGGUAGAAUAUAUAGAACCGAAAGUGGAAACUAUUCUGAGCCUUCCCGAGCUGUUUUGGUACAAAAGAUUGAAGAAUCCAGAGCAGGAUUACGAGCCGGAGCUGAUCAAGAAUCGCAAGAAGCUGGAGGAGAUGGACAACAAUCCGCCAGAGAUGCCGAGUGAAGCGCCGGUCGUGGGUGAAGCUCUGGACCCCGACUACGAAAUCAGAGACCGGGAGUAUACCGAGAAGCUGCUGGAAAAGGUCGCACAAGCGUAUCGAAGUGCGCGAGCUCGAGCAGAGCGAUUCAACAUCCCCUUCACGGAGCCUCGCCUCGAUGUGAUCCUGACAAAGACGGAAUUCCGCAAGUACAUGUCUGCAACGGGAGGUCGCAACCCUCUGGCAGCGGAGGCCGCGCCGGUUGCUGGUAUCGACACGCUAACGGAUGAGGAGAAGGCGCGACAGAAGGCUCGUGCGGAGAGGUUCAAGGCGUUGGCAGAGGCCGAGGGCCUGCCCUUCGAGGAUCCGAUAUCGAAGGAGGAAGAAGCCGAGCAAAGGAAGAAAGAGAUAGAGACGAGAGCCGCAAAGUUUGGCAUCGAGCUGAAUGCUUUUCCUUAUGGUGAAGACCUCGGUGUUGAGUUUUGCUGUCCUCGAAGAGACCCGAAGCCGGAGGAGGAAGAGUUUGAAGUCCUCAAGGACACGCUGCAUUGCUAUGGGGUCGAUCGUCUGAGUACCGAUGAGAUCAUGAAGAACGGGAUCACCUACCCAGUUCUCAUCCGCCAAGCGACUUCCCUUGACAAGAAGGAUGGAAAGGCGCAGAAGUCCAAACGCCUCUGGCUGAAGAGACGCGGGGCGAUGCCUCCUCCUCCUCGUCCUUCUCCUGAGCAACAGCAGAUUCCUUCAGAGCCUGCUCCUGUGAUUGACCUGCGCGACACGCUGGGAAAGAUCCGCGAGAGGAAGUCGAAGAGGCAGGCGGCUCGAUCGCAUCCCUACAAGAAAGAGGACGAGGAGAAAGAGGUGCAUAUGAUGGACUCCGAGGAGGCUGACCGGAUCAUGAACGCUGCUGCGGGAGACGAGGGGGGAGACGAGAACGUCAAGGACGCGGGGGAGGAGGAGGAGCUCGACGACGAGGUGGUGAUGAAGGAGGCGGAAGCACUGAUCGAGAGCAUGAACGAGUAG